This is a messenger RNA of Lodderomyces parapsilosis, 2514 nucleotides long. It is a transcript of the gene ARP8, whose product is annotated as Arp8p. Lineage: Eukaryota; Fungi; Ascomycota; Pichiomycetes; Serinales; Debaryomycetaceae. The transcript has a single exon. Bases 1 to 2514 code for a protein of 837 amino acids. The record is from RefSeq and is a predicted model, not a curated record. Gene Ontology annotation, biological process: regulation of DNA-templated transcription; double-strand break repair. Gene Ontology annotation, cellular component: Ino80 complex.
AUGCUGGAGCCUAUAAACCCACCAACGUCGCCACCGUAUACAGAAUCGGGUGCAGGGACACCUCUCCCUUCGUCUCAACCGGACUAUUAUCAUGACCUGGAACAAGAGCCUGUAUUGAAAAAGCUGAAACCUAAUUCACCGGGUGGCGAGAAUGGAACCCCACUGGGAACAAAUACAGGCGGCGCAACGACUCCACAACCAUCAUCUAGCGGAGCACACCACCAACCACCGAAAAAGCUGAGUGCGGAAGCCUUAAAACGUCGUCGAGAAAACCGUCAAAGAGCAGCAGCAGCAUUGGCUCAAAAUUUGAAAAAUUCAGGCGUAGGUCGAUUUGAACAGGAAAACGGAUUUGGAUUGACCAGUGUACGGACUAUACCGUUGAUUAACCAAAAAAAUUAUUUCACUGAAUACUUGAAGAAAGAUGAACAGGUUGGAUUCAUCAGGAAUUGGCGAUUUGAACGUGAUUUGGCAACAAAGUUGAAAAAAUUGAAACAAAGUGGAGGUAGUCUGGAAGAGUUGAAGAAAUUGGAGGAAAUAAAAAACUUUGAUGACUUUGACUUGAAAAAUAUUGAGAAUGAGUUGAAACUGAAAAACGGUGGUGUUACAGCCAUAGCUGAUGAUGAUGAAGAGGACGACGAUGAAGGGGAAAAUGAGACCGAGGAGGUUCGACAAGAAAAGGCAAGGAUUGGAGAAGAUGUGCUUGUUUUGCAACCUGGGUCAGCUUAUAUACGUAUCGGACGUGCUACUGAUGCUGUACCGCUAGUGAUUCCUAAUGUGAUAGCUGUAAAGACAACGCAAGCCACAUCCGAAACUGAUUUUUUUCCACAAAGGCAUAUCGAAGGUGACAAGGUGACCAUUGAUGAAGAUUUUGAACUGCAACGACUUGCUGCUUCAAAAGACUUUCGUGCACGAAUGAGAUACUAUAAGCGGAGAAUAUUGCCCAAUUCACGAGAAACAGUGGCUAAUUACAACAAAAAGCAAGAGCCUGAGACUAUAGCAGACCAUAAUGAUCCCAAUAAAAAAGAAUGGAUCAGCCCUGAUCCUGCACAUAGUUACUACACAGGGGAUGAGGCAUUAGCGUUGAAGUUAGAACCAGGCUGGAAACUUCGUUACCCAAUGAUCAACUCUAUUUUCAAUGAAUACUGUCCUGAUUAUAAAUCACGUCAAGAUUUGUUGGGGGAUUUGGUGCACAUAAUUGAAGAUGCAUUGCAAAAAAUGGAAAUCUCCAAUCUCGCCAACUUGAAGAUCAUGUUGGUUAUACCUGAUCUUUAUGACAAAUCAUAUGUAGAAACUUGGUGUGAUUUGUUGCUACGCUUCAUUGGAUUUGGAAAAAUCGGUAUUCUACAAGAAGCUGUUGCUGCUACGUUUGGCGCCGGUGCUUCGACUGCAUGCAUAGUUGAUGUUGGUGCUCAAACCACAAAAAUUAGCUGCGUUGAUGAAGGAAUGAUUAUUAAUGACUCGAGAAUUUUGUUAAAUUAUGGUGGCGACGCAAUCACUGACACUUUUGUUAAAUUGAUGUUGGAAAACUGGUUCCCGUAUCGUGAUAUUAACUUGGCAAAUUCUUAUGAUUGGCAGUUGGCUCAAUCUUUGAAGGAGAAUUUCAUCACAUUUCAGGACGCUGAUAUUGCAAUACAGUUGUACAAUUUUUAUCAACGAAGUCCAUUCAAGUCGACUGAAAAAUAUGAAUUCAAGGUAUUUGACGAGGUCAUGUUGGCUCCUAUGGGACUAUUCUUUCCGGGACUAUUUCAAUCUACAAAAUGCCCCUCAUUGAACAGUUCUACUAAGCCCCAAAAUCUCACAUUGAAGCAUUUGUUCCCACAGGCUUUGGAUCAAUACACCGGUAAACCAAAUAACCCUGUCAGCAAAAGCCAAACAAGAUUGAAAACAAGUUUAAACUAUUGUGAUAUGGAAGAGCUGCAACUUCUCGUGAAGUUGGUUGAAGGAGAUGAUGAGGAAAACGACGAGGAAGCACUUAUUGAUGUACCGUUAGAGAAAGCUAUUGUUGAGUCAAUAACCAAUGCAACAUUAUCUUGUGGUGACUUUACGAAAAUGAAGAAAUUUUACGAUAACAUUUUGAUUGUUGGUGGUGGAUUAGCCAAGAUCAACGGCUACGACUUGGUCUUAACUGACAGAUUGAACAUUUGGAGACCUCGUGUCUUAUCAACAACAUCAUUUGAAGAGAUAGUUGACUAUCUCAAACAAUUGAUGAGUGAUGCCAUAAGUCAAGCCAAACAAGCAAUGCCCUCUUCCGAGGAAGCCAAUCAAGAAUUGGAAAUUGAAUUGUCACCAGAGGCACUUGAUCUACAUCACAUUGACCAGCUAAUCAGCCAAGGCUCGGUACUCCCCAUCACGAUUCUACCAACGCCACGUGAAUUUGAUCCCCUGAUGUUGACUUGGAAAGGUGGCUCAGUUUACAGUAGAUUGAAAGUUGUCAAUGAAAUGUGGAUUAGCCAAAAAGAUUGGGAUUUAUUAGGAAGUCGAAGUUUGUACUACAAGAGUAUAUUUAAUUACUGA